Messenger RNA from Patiria miniata (bat star), 7047 nucleotides. RefSeq names its product receptor-type tyrosine-protein phosphatase F-like. The record is from RefSeq and is a predicted model, not a curated record. The transcript is spliced from 43 exons. Gene Ontology annotation, molecular function: protein tyrosine phosphatase activity; protein binding. The coding region runs from base 16 to 7044 and encodes 2342 amino acids. Gene Ontology annotation, biological process: protein dephosphorylation. NCBI's taxonomy places the organism in Eukaryota, Metazoa, Echinodermata, Asteroidea, Valvatida, Asterinidae.
GGUGUAAAAUAAGCCAUGGAGACGAGUCGAGCUUGCAGUUGCUAUCUCGGUGUAAGGAUACUCUUGCUGCUAUUCUUCAUCCCAAACCAAGGCGUGGCCCUAAUUGACCUGCGGGACAAAUACGUCAGUCAGAGCAGCAACGUCUCAACUGAUAGUUACGCAACCUGGGCAGUUGAUGGUGACAUCGACACGAUUUCACAUACGUUGUGCAAUGGAGACCAAUGGUGGCGGGUUGAUCUGGGGACUACCUAUCGCUUGCAGCGGAUCACCAUAGUUAAUAGAAACGAUAGACAUGGUAGCCGAUUACAAGGCGCUAUUGUGCGAGCUGGAUUGGAUGCAGAUCACUCACAGAACGCACGAGUCGGAUCACCAGUCACCUAUGGUCAAGCCUACCCUGGCGGACAGACUCUCAAUUUCGUACCGGACCCUGUAGUCUCUGCUCGGUACGUGAGCGUGGACUUAUACAAUAACUGCUUGCAACUGGCGGAACUUAGGCUGGAAGAAGAGGUCAUUAUUUCAUCAGGUGAACUGGUGGACUUCACAUGCUUCAAUGAAAACCCUCUCCUUUCCAUCACCACCGAAAGCACAUUCAUCGGCGGCUACAAGGGAAACGUGGCAUUGCUAGGCGAUGCAGUUACAUUUGGGAGGACUGUCUCCACGGCAACCGGCGAUGGUUUGCCCUUGUGCUCAUGCAUUCCCAACCCUGGAGACGGGAGGGGGACUGCGAUCAGCCGUCAGUAUAUGAAUUGCCCUAGUGGUUUGUGCUCGUGCGGUGGGACUGGUAGUUCCUGUCUGUAUAGGAUUGGGGCGUUCUACUGCCAGAUUGAUACUGGGACCACGGUGGAGAAGAUAACAACAGUAACUCUCAACUCAAACGCCGUCAUAAUUCCAAAGCGGCAGACUAUCACAGUAAGCCUAGGAGAAUCGCUCACCCUUGAAGUCUUCACCACCUUGUCUCCGCUCCCAGACUGGCGAUGGAGGAAGACAUCGGCUGAAUUUAACGGCUGGUUUAAUAACUGGUUUGGUAACCAGUCUCCUACUAUAAGUUCAGUCACUGCAGCUGAUGCGGGUGUGUACGAAUGCCAUGAACCAGGACAGAGAGGCCAGGGACGCCAUGCUAUCUUCAGAGUUAUAGUCAGAGGUUGCCCUAGCAACAUGUGGGGACCGUCGACUGGCUGUCAGAACGUUUGCCCAGUGUGUUAUAACGGCGGUAUGUGUCAUGACGUCACCGGGCAAUGCAUCUGCGCUCCGGGUUUCAGCGGCUCCAACUGUCACAUCGCGAAUGGUAGAAAUGCAUGGGGAAUGAAUGGCACACUACCAUGUACAGGGGCUGAGGAUCGUCACGGUGCGUCAUGCAGAGGACGUCUGUUUUGCCUUCAAGAUCCGUUCGGUUGCUCCUGUGCGGCCGGCUACAAGGGAAUCGGCUGUGACCAGGAGUGUGAUCAACCCAACACCUUUGGACCAUACUGCACUCAAACCUGCCACUGCGCUGAAGGCAUCACGUGUUUAACGGACACUGGCGAAUGUAACGAUCCAUCGUGCACCGAUGAAUACUGCCCUCAACAAUGCGCUUCAGGCUGGAAGGGAAGGAAUUGUCAAGUUCAGACACCGUGCCCGCCCGGUUACUAUGGCGAGAUAUGCACACAGAGAUGCAAUUGCCGUGACAACCAAGCAUGCAAUGAGGAGAUGGGAGAUUGCGUCGAUGGCUGUGCGGACGGUUACAGAGGAGCGGCUUGUGACCAAGAUGGAACCAGAGCCAUUGUCUCUUUUGGACAGACCAGUAAACUCAACGCUGGCCAGCCAGUAACUGUUAAAUGUGAGACAGUGGGGAAUCCCCUACCCACAGAAGAUGAUAUCAUUCUACAGGAUGUCAGGAGUAAUGAAAUCGAUCCUGUUAGGUCCUUCGAGUCCUCUGAUUUCAAUGACUACAGGAGGUUCAACGAGUACAUCUUGACUGGAGACGAUGCAGUCUCGGGAGCACGAUUGACUUGCUUCCUUCGCAAACUUGACAACACCUUUCUCCCUGAAUUCCUGACGCUGGAUUUAUAUGAGCCGCCAUCCCUUGCGUCAGCCCCUUACGCAGGACCCAAAGAUUCCACAAGCAUCAAGGUCAGAUGGAAUUCGUGGACCUCUGCGCAGGGUCGCGGAGACGGGCCCGUCCUACGUUUCGAGGUCCACUACCGGCUCCGAAGCGAUGACAUGGAUGAUACUACGUAUGAGUUUGUAGAAAUAGCGGCCACCAACACUAGCACCGCGUUGAUCAUCAGGGAACUGGAGGUAGACACCGAGUAUGACUUUGUCGUCGUGGUAGUGAGGGAGGGGGAAGGUGGGGCUGGACCCCCUAGCCCUAAGGCCACCAUCGGAACGACCUGUGCAAAUCCAACUACAGCCCCGAUGGUGCAGCUUGAUGUUGUGAGCAGUACGGAACUACGCCUUUCAUGGCAGUUCCCGCCAGAAUCAACGUGGCAGUGCAGCAGUUUGCAGUAUGUCCAGGUCUACCGGAAACAAAGCUCCGAAGUUGAAUUUCCCAGUAACACGAUACAGUACGAAGCCACGGGAUCGUUCACCACUCUCGGUUCCCUGGCACCCUGCACCAGCUAUGAUGUGUACGUUACGUUCACCAACAGAGAUGGGCUCUACAGUCCCGGCAGUAUCAUAGUGACUGCAACCACUGAAACCACAGUUCCUGGUCCGGUGACCUCGUUGCGAAUUUUCAAUCCACCCGGUAGUUCACACAAUCAGCUUGGUGUCAGUUGGUCAUCACCGUCAGCCGACAACAAUUGCCCGGUCGAUGCUUACAUCAUCAGUCACUCUCUGACGAGGAUAAAGGCAUGCGGCUCAUCCAGUGUUGACCCUGGUACCAUAUCGCAAAGAGUCAUUGUCACUACAUUGUCAUUGAACAACCUGAAACCGUACUCCAGCUACAGUGUGUCCGUGGUCGCUGUGAAUUCAGCAGGGAAUUCCACUGUUAGUGCAUCGUCAGAAGACACAAGUGCAGCAGUGCCAAGCUUUGUACCAACGGUGAACGUACUGGAUUCUGAUAUCACAUCCAACAGAAUACAUUUCACAUGGGAUGAGGUUUCCUGUGAAGAUUUGAACGGUCCGCACUCAAGCCGCGCGUACCGCGCUGAGUUGACAAAUUUUGCAACAGAUGAUUCAACAACAUACUCCACAAACCUUGAAUAUAGAACGGAGUCUUGGCUGACCCCCUGCACAAUGUACAGUUUUCAGAUCGCAGUUGUCAAUACUUUUGGAAUCGGAACUUACAGCAAUGCUACUGAGGUGACUACCAAGACAGUGGUUCCAUCUCAGGUUCGUGAUUUAUCCGCUGAGGCUGUUGACGGCUAUCCCACUGUCCUCCGUGUUCGGUGGAAUCGACCGUCUGGCAACUGCCCCAUAGAUCACUACACGGUCAGCUAUGACUUGUUUAGGUUAUUGAAGUGUGAAUAUCCAACUAGCAAUCGCAUUGAAGCAGGGAGAACGACCCUUAUGGAGUAUAACAUUACCGGCCUCUUCCCAAACUCUGAAUACAGCGUGUAUGUGACGGCGACAACAUCAGCUGGUGAAGGGUCGGAAGAUUAUGAAUAUGUUUAUACUGCCGAAGCAGCUCCAUCUGAACCUCCACGGAACGUCAUCAACACGGCAACGCUUAAGCGAGGUUUGAGGUUCGCCUGGCAGUCACCAUCCUGCCCUGGUCGUCGUGGUGUGAUCGUCGGCUACACAUACCGACUAAUUGAUCUAGAAAGAGGCGGGGAGAAUGUGACAGAAGACACCAGCUCAUCUGUGACGGACGCUGACAUUGAUGGUCUGGUACCCUACACCCUGUACUCAUUCCAAGUGCUGGCACGCACCGCAGCUGGAAAUGGUCCCUAUAGUGACGCUAUCAAGCUACGCACAGAUCAAGCAAAGCCACCUCAAAUUACCUCCGUCACGACACCCAGUGGCGACGCCACUUCCAUCACUGUUCAGUGGCCCAGGCCAGACCCACCUUACGGCAUCAUCAUAGCCUACUACGUAGUCUACGGAAUCGUAUCCCAAGGAAACCAGUCGACGCUGCAAGUCACUGAAGGACUGAAUGAUACUGUCGUUGAAGUUGAACUGACUGGCUUGGUUGCUGACAGCAAUUAUUCCAUACAGGUCCAAGCUGAAACAGUGGUCAACCGAGGCGUUUUGAGUGAACCCGUCUAUCGCAUAACACAGGAAGGAAUUCCCAAUAUGCCAUCGUCGCUCAGGGUCGUAAGCAGAAAACAGACAGAGUUGUCCAUCGCGUGGGAUGAGCCAACAGCACCCAAUGGGCAAAUCAUUAAAUACACGGUCAAAUAUCGAGUCAUCGACAAGCCCUAUGAUCCAGAUUUCAGGCCUUCCUCGGAGUAUACUGAUUCUGAUACGACGCCUGAAGUAAGGGGGAGGAGCAUACUUGGACUGCUACCCGGCACUAAAUACGAGAUUAUGGUGACUGCAUCCACGCGACUGGGGCCGGGGCCAGCAGCCGUGAUGGAGGCUUAUACUGAGCCGGCAUCAGAUAUUCCUGCCCCGGUCGCCCCGAUUGUUGAUCCAAAGAUGUCUACCGGAACAAAAGUGGUCAUCUCCAUUCCCAUCGUGGACAAUGAUUACGUUGUUUCCUACCUCGUCAAGGUGAACAAAACGUCCUCCAGAAAGCGACGCCAGUCACUCCCUGUUCAACAGGAAGAUUUUGGAAGCUACGAUGCAAACCCAGGCCAUUACUGGGCCGGGGAAGUCAACAAAAGCGAGCACACGGGGACUUUUGAGAUCGGCGAUAAUAAGACGUACGGAGGGUAUUACAAUCCACCGCUGCAGGAAGGGGCGACUUAUGAAAUACAGACAGGAUCCAGUAGCAAAACAGAUGAUUCGCAUAUGGUUGCUCUGUCGAAACCUAUCAAAGUCACAGCUGGUGACUAUGGUGAUGCACCCCAACCGCCGUCACCUGAAGAUGGGGGCGGGUCCAUUGGGACCAUAAUUGCCGUGGUCUUGGUGCUAUUGAUCGGUUCUUUUCUAAUCUUUGGAGGAGUGAUGGUGGUCAAGCGGAGACGUGCCCAAAAGACUGCAAAGCCCUUCGAUUCUGUUGGAAUGACAACAAUUGAUGAUUCCAAGUUUACAAAGAAGUCGCCCCCCAGUCCCCAGAUGAAGCAUGUCGCCUCCGAAGACGCCCUGACCAACAUGGCCGAUACCAUGCCUCCAGAGGGCGACCUUCGCCCCGCGCCCUCCAACUCUUCCACACUGCCGGCCGACAUCCACAGGAAGCCGACGGCCAGAGUGACCAAGGAAAAGCCAUCCUCGGGACCAGUCAAGGUGGACAAGCUCUCCGACUACGUGAAAGCCAAGAAAGCCAAGAACAAUGAAGGCUUCAGGGUAGACUAUUCGGGUCUCCCAAGUGACCAAAUUCACCCGAUGGAUGUCGCCAAGAAAGAUGAAAACAAAGUGAAGAAUCGCUAUGCCAACAUCAUAGCAUAUGACCACUCUCGCGUCAUUCUCGACAAGCUUGACGGGGAUCCCCAUUCAGACUACGUCAAUGCAAGCUACAUAGAUGGAUAUAAACAUCCCAGAAAGUACAUAGCCUCACAAGGCCCCAAUGUAGCAUCCACUAAGGACAUGUGGCGCAUGAUUUGGCAGGAGAAAACAAACAUCAUUGUCAUGGUAACGCAUCUUGUCGAGGGAGGAAAGAAAAAAUGUGAACAGUACUGGCCCACGACAUCCAGAUCCUACAGUGGGAUUGAGGUGACAUUGGAGAGCGAGUCAAAACUUGCCGACUAUAUUGUACGGGCCUUCAAAGUGAAAAAGGGCGACGAGGAAAGGAAACUCAUGCAGUAUCAUUUCACGUCAUGGCCGGACAUGGGCCUGCCGCAGUACGCUAGUCCCCUACUCCGAUUUGUAGCCGUGGUCAAAGAAGGCUGCGCCAAAUAUCCCGAUAUGGGACCAAUUAUUGUGCAUUGCAGCGCUGGGGUGGGUCGCACAGGAACCUUCAUCACCAUCGAUGCCAUGCUGGAUCAAGCCAAGGGAGAGGGACAGGUGGACGUACUGCAGUUUGCCACCAAUAUGCGAGACAGAAGGGUCAGGAUGGUCCAGACGCAGGAGCAGUAUAUGUUCAUCUUUGACGCCCUCCUGGAAGCGUUCCUCUGCGGCCAGACGUGGGUCUCCGUUGAUGACCUCAGGCAGGCAAUGGACAGGCUGAACACACCCAGCCCAACUGGGCGCUCCACUCUCAUGCAAGACGAAUUCUCGAAAUUGACAGUUCUCCAACCCCCAGCCAAGGCGGACCGCUUCCGUGGAGCGAAGGACCCUAUCAACGCAAACAAGAACAGGUUCCCUGAUAACCUUCCAUUGGAUCGCGGCCGACCGUACCUAAUGACCAUGGGUACAGAGCAAAGUACCAACUACAUCAAUGCUUCAUUCAUUAAUGGCUACUGGAAGCGAGAUCAGUACAUCAUCACACAGAUACCCAUGCCCAACACCUCCAUCGACUUCUGGAGUAUGGUGUAUGACUACAACUCCUCCACUAUCGUCAUGCUGAACCCCCUGGAUCCUAGUGAUGAGACAAUGGAUAGAUACUGGCCAGAGAAGUCCAUGUCAGCCUAUGGUCCAUACAGCGUACAACUAGUGUCAGUAGAAUCCUACGAUGGCACUAUCUGCAGGACCUUCACUCUAGACAACAUGAAUAAACCUAAAGACGAUGCGCACACCGUGCGACAGUUUGAGUUCCAAGGUUGGUCCUCGGAUGCUGAGAUCCCGUCUUCCGCGAUGUCCUUAUUGAAGCUGAUCACGUACCUGGAGAGAUGGCUAGAAGACCACGAUGGGCCAGUCACCGUCCAGUGCCUAAAUGGGGUCCGUAGUAGUGGACUCUUCUGUGCUAUUCUGUCCAUGCUGGAUAAAAUUAAAGCUGAGAAGAUUGUGGAUGUCUUCAAUGCCGUCAAGAGUGUCCGAAACACCCGGCCCUCUGGAGUUGCCUCGCUGGAACAAUACAAGUACUGCUACGACACAGCCCUAAUGCACCUGCAGUCCUUCGACAUCUACGAGAACUUCAGGUAGAGU